AUGAAACGGCGUCCAGAUAAUAUUGCGCUCGCCGGUCGUACAGACGCCGAGCCUGGCAAUCAGAUGGACGCAACGAAGCAGAGACUGACUAAUCGCCCUUCCGGUACGAAUACCGACCGGUUCGUAGGCCCGGAGACCCAGCAGCAUUACUCCGCUUUGACGACAUACCCGCAGGUGACGCCAGCGGCUGCAUGCUGGGGCAGGGUGGCUGCCCCGGGUUACGCGGGCGCUGGUUCCAUGCAGGCACAAUCCAACAGUUACCCCUGGACAUCGAGCUAUCGUCCGCUUAUGCUCCAUGGGUAUCACUUUCCAAUAGGGCCUCUGCCGCAUUCGGGUCCACGUGGUGCUGGUGCGACUUCGGUGACGGCUUUUGGAGUGCCUGCUAGCGCGAGGGCACCCCAAGCGCCGGCGUCAGGCUUUCAUGGAUCACUGCAGCACGCUGUGGAUCGCUGGGAUCCAGUUCCGGUGCAGCCACCGACUAGAGAGGCGUUGUACCAGCAAGAACUAUUCUAUCAGUCUGCUCAGUUGUUCGGAAUGACGCCGAGACACAUAACGGGGACUGAACACACCCGCGGUUGGCCCGUUGCAGUGAAUGCGGAGUUUUACAAAGCAGCGCAUCCUGGGCAAAUACCGGUGCCUCAUAAUAUCCCAUCGUCAGCUGAAGCGUGUUGCGCAAGACCUCAUGACGGAGCGUUGAAUUGCUUACACGCUUUGGCCGCAAUCUCCUCACAGGCGGCUACCAGCCUUUGUGGCGUGGGAAUGGCCCGCCCAAAUACCGGCGCGCAGCAGUCCGAGAGAGCGACUGCAUCAUGCCCAGCUGAAAGAGCGCAGAACCGAAUGGAGAACCCGCAAUGUUGCAACGUUCCAGCGGACUGUUCAAUGCCUAUGCAUACCUCUUCAAACGAAGGCAUCCCAGCAUGCCUGGAGCACCGUCCUCGCCCGGAGUUCUACCCCGGUAAAACGGACGGCACGCGCCCCGGUCAUGUGCAGGUUUCAGAGGGCAACAUGAGUAUGGUGAGCUUGGAUGCCUCGUCGCAUACGAAUCAAUCGAUGUCGCUGCCUACUGCGCUUAGCAGCCGCUUUAGGACUGGAUACCAGGGACCGUGGAUGCAAACGGUCCCAGAAACCAAUGCACACUGGGAGCGAAUGAGUCGAGACAGUAGUGGAACGAGCGCCCGCGCGAUGCCAAGCGACGCUGCAAGUCAGACCGGAUUGGAUCGUUCUUCGAGCGGCGAUGAUGACGCAGCUUCGCUUGCGGGUGGCGAGCAUCUGCAGCGUAUGUCCGGAGACAAUCCCUGGACUGCCGCAAGCGCAUCACCGACAGCAGGCGAUGCUGCCGAGAGAUCGAUCUUACACAGAAACGUAGGUCUCGCUGGUGGCGGUGCAGCGUCGUCAGACCCCACGGCGGACUUUUACAGGGAUGGUGCGAGUUCACAGGCUACAGGGCAUGUGGCGGGACUGCCAAGCAACGCUGCAGGCCCCGUCGAAGCUCCAGAUCGGCGGUUUCAGGUGCCUCACACGUCGUUCCCCGCGGGUGCGAUAAGAUGGGUCCAGACGCUCCCUGCGUUGCAACUGGAUCAGAGCUCCAAUGGUGUUCUUCUAGGCGGGAGAUUCGUAGCGUCGGAAAACACCGACCAUGGCAUGGAUCGAAUACCGCUGACCAUCGAGCACCCGCGCUGUGCAAUAACGGACCACGCCGAUCGAGUCGCUGCUGUCGGUGCAGCACCUGACACCGCAGCAAAGUCACCGACCUGGAGUGCCACUGAACGAGAGCGCUAUCGCUUGGAGCGUGUGCAGCGCUUCCUCGAGAAGCGCCGCCGUCGCGUAGCGCAUCCCGGCUUGAUCCGCUACGACGUACGCAAGCGCCUCGCAGAUGCACGACCCCGGGUACGCGGCCGCUUCGCGCGACCUGAAACCGUUGCUGCUGCUACUGCUGUUGCUGCUGCGCCUGCCACGACGAAGGCGCCGACUCCCCCCUGA
Molecule: messenger RNA, 1980 nt
Organism: Cyanidioschyzon merolae strain 10D
Lineage: Eukaryota; Rhodophyta; Bangiophyceae; Cyanidiales; Cyanidiaceae
Exons: 1
Coding region: 1-1980 (659 amino acids)
Molecular function (GO): protein binding
Source: RefSeq, a predicted model, not a curated record